Molecule: messenger RNA, 6170 nt
Organism: Archocentrus centrarchus (flier cichlid)
Lineage: Eukaryota; Metazoa; Chordata; Actinopteri; Cichliformes; Cichlidae
Gene: st3gal8
Product: ST3 beta-galactoside alpha-2,3-sialyltransferase 8
Exons: 9
Coding region: 340-1533 (397 amino acids)
Biological process (GO): sialylation
Cellular component (GO): membrane
Molecular function (GO): beta-galactoside (CMP) alpha-2,3-sialyltransferase activity
Source: RefSeq, a predicted model, not a curated record
UACUGAAAGCCUACUUCAGAGAUGUGCUGUGAGGAUACUCGUUCUUCUGUCUUUGUGACGACCGCUGUGAGUUUGGGACAUUUCUGAAAGUGAGGACUUUGUUUUUUUCCCUCCCAGCCAGUGAGGACCGUUUGGAGCAACAGAUCCUGCAUCCACCAAUCAGAAAGCAGCACCGGACUCUGCCUUGAUGGAGGUAAAGCUGAUUGGAGAGGUGACAGAACAAAGGAAAAUGUCCAGAUGACGAUGGCUGACACAGUCCCGCUAUGCUGACAUAACUGGUCGAUUGACAGCUCAAGAACACCUCCUUACUCCUGCUUGCCAAACACCCAUCGUCCAGCAAUGAUUGUUAGGAGGAACACUUGUGUUGCCAUAGUGAUUGCUGCCAUCCUCUUCCUCAUGAUUGCCAGCCAGAGGAUUCAGAGGAGGUAUUUCCUGUCACAGUCCGGAGCCCCGCUCAGUGUCCAGAACACACCCACUGGCAGGAUGACAGCAGAUGAAUUCACAGGCCCACUUUCAGGUCAGGCUCCUCCUAACCAGACACCUGAACUGAUUCCCCCGCAUCUCAUCAAGCCCGAAGAGAGGGAGGAGGACACGGAGGAGGAAGACCUGGCAGUGGAGGACGGGGAGGAGGAGGAGGAGAAAGAAGAGGUGGUGGUGGAGGAAGAGCAGCCUGUAAAGAACCUUAAGGUGUGUGGUUGUUCUGAUAGCUGUAUUUCAGGCCUGAAUCGGUCAGAAUGGUUCAAACAGCGCUACAACGAUGCACAGCAGCCCAUCCUCCGAGACACUGGCAACAAUUUUGACCCUGAUGCACUCAGUUGGUGGCUGAGUCUUCAGCGGUCCCGAAAUGACCAGACUUUAGAGAACGUGAUGUCAAAGAUGUUCCAGGUCAUAGCCCCGCCCACUGUUGACUUUAAGCCCCUGCCCUCACGUUGCCGUAGUUGCGCAGUGGUUGGCAACUCUGGCAACUUGCGGCAUUCUGGACACGGCAAACUCAUCGACUCUCAUGGCUUUGUGUUCAGGAUGAACAAAGCGGUGACCAAAGGGUUUGAGGAAGAUGUUGGGAAUCGGACGACACAUCACUUCCUGUACCCAGAGAGCGCUGUGGACAUUGCUCAUGGCAUCAGCCUCGUCCUGCUGCCAUUCAAACUGAGAGACCUGGAGUGGCUGACCAGUGCGCUGUCCACCGGAGACAUCAAAAUGACCUACAUGAGGGUUAAAGAGAGAGUGCAGGCUGAUAAAGACAAGGUUCUGGUGGUGAGCCCAACAUUCUUUAAGUAUGUUCAUGAUCGUUGGACCGAGAAGCACGGUCGCUAUCCGUCCACCGGCAUGCUGGCCAUCAUCUUCUCCCUGCAUGCCUGCGACCAGGUGUCAGUGUUCGGUUAUGGUGCAGACAAGCAGGGGAACUGGCAUCACUACUGGGAGGAGAAUCAGUUUGCCGGAGCCUUCAAGAAGACCGGCGUCCACAGUGCGGAUUUUGAGAGGCAGCUCAUCCAAAAGCUUGCCAGUGAAGGCAAAAUCACUCUACACCUGUGACACAACAUCCGUGCAGACAGCGAGACACCAGCUACCGAUGGUUUAACAGACUGGCACAUAAAUUCGGCUGUCCUCCGGCACUCGUCUGCCAAAUCUGAGCCAGCUUUAGACCGUACGCGUGUUGUUUUGGAGACUCUGCACUUUUUCUGUCGUUCACCACACCUGCCUUGACUCAGACAGCUGUGAGACUUAUCAGAGGCGCAGGUAUCCUCCCUGUGCCAGCUUUUGCCAAUUUAAGUAAAUUCCAGCUCAACUCAAAAAGAUCGGUCUGUUUUUCUGGACCCAAAACCGACUUUCCUGCCACAUCCGACUGCUGGGAUCAACCACAAGGACCUUUGCUCUGGGCGGGAAAAAAACCACAGACUUUUUAUUUUAUUUUUAUCUUUGUUUUUUAUUAGAUUUUGUAGGCAUACAGGGAUAACCUCUUUUUUUUUUUCUUUAAUAAAAGCACUUUGUCUUUAAGAAGAAGCGGUGGGAAGAGGCCACGUCGCUGCUUCGCUGUCCAACCACCUUCUAAGAUUUCUUUCGUUUUAUAUCGUUUAUAAUCCAUCCAUUUAUUUUAUCUUGAUGUUGACACAAACCUUCCUGAUCUAGAUCAUGACAGACUUUUAAGUAUUGUUACAUCCGCCUUUUCAGAACUAAACCAAUGAUACUUCCUGUCUCGACCGUAUUCGGAUCUUCAGUGUGAGAGCCUGCGUUCGGUUCUCAGCCUGUGUGAUUCAGCGGUCUGCAGGUUUCCACCUGAUUUAAUCCAAAAUGGGAAUGAAUUAUUUGUUUUAAAGGAAUCAUGAUUCAGUUUGGUUUUCAUGGAAGGCAGCAGUAAAGUCAGGAGAACCAAUGCUUCUGUUCCAAGUUGAUGCCAAAAUGCAGUGGUACUUGAUUUAAGUACAGAAGCUACCACAGAUAAGUGAGAUGGUAUAUCUCUGUUGUGUUGGUUGGUGUUGCUCCUACAUCAUGUUAAUGUUACUUUGCCACAUGAUUGGCCAGUUGCAAUUACAGAGUUGCAGCUUUGCAGCGGGAGAGGACGCAGUGAGGACAAAGUCCACUUAAACAUGAGUUUGUGAUGGAUGAAAGAAUCAAAUAACAGUUCUUUCAUCCAUGAGAGUUUGGUUCAUGAAUGAAUCCCAAAGUGUGACUUAUAAUUUUAUACUUAUAAUUUGGUUUGGUUAAUUAUAGUUUGGUUAAAAUACACCCUGUCACCAAGCUUUAUUUUUUUGGCUUGGCUUGGCUUUCAGGUAGAAAGCCAUAAAGGCAGGCUUCUCACAUGCGUGAAUUGAUACAAUGAUGAUGCAGGAAAACCAGAAACAUGGAGAUAGUGGAAAAGACAAGAGCCUCCCUGGUACAUCGGUGAGCUGAUAUUGGCCUAUCAGCUCCCUGGUACAUCGGUGAGCUGAUAUUGGCCUAUCAGAUAAUAUCACUUUUGGUGCAUGUGGCAGAAAUGUUGCAUAAAGUGCUUUCAGUGCUCAGGUAGAAUAGAGAAGUGCCAGUCCAUUUACCAAAUGCACCCAUAUGAAAACUUUUCUUUUUUUUUAAGGGCAUAAAGCUUGGAGUAAUUUCAGCAGCUCAAAGACAAACAUUGGGAUGUCUGCACAGAAUGAACGGCGAGAGUGAAAACCUUCAGCAGCAAUACGCUCUAAGUAACGUUCCCAAAGGUUAAUGUUUGCUUGUUUAGUCUAACAUAGCUUGUAACUUGAGCUAGGUACUCCUCAUGAUGUUUUAUCAUUAAACUCCUGCACCUUCUUAUUUUGGUUUGGCACUAAGAAGCAUCGGUGCCAAACGUCUGGUAUCGUGACAUCCUCACUCAGUUAAGCUGCAGACUGUUGAACUUCAUGGGCACUUCAUGCCUUUCAAUUCGUAAACAAAUCUCAGCAAAUUAAACUGAACUUGAAGUCCAACCAAAAAUAACCAUUUAAACGGAGACGUGACAGCAUGGAGAAGGCUGUUGCAUCUGUACUGUGAAUGUACAAAAGUGGUUACAGGUUGUCAGUAACAGCCAUCUCAGUGUUAGUUUUUUUUUAUAUGAUCAGAUUCAGAACAUUUUCACACCGACUUUUUUUAGUCUGAACAUGAGAGCUGUGCUCCCUGAUGCCGCUCAUUGGUUGGUGAAACUCCAUUUUUUCUUCUCUUUUGGAGGAAAGAGUGCUAUAUUAUCAGCUGAUGCUUGCACAAUUGUACAAUUAAUGGCACAUCGGGCCAUAUGCUACAGCUGCCUCCGGGGCGAGGGGAGUAUCUAGAGAGCAAAACAUUUUUUGUAUCCGGCUGUAAACAUGUCGGGAAAAGUUGGGAAUUUUAACCUGCGAGUCUCUGGGGAUUGAUUAACUUUUAAAGUCAGCCUCAAGUGGCCUUCAGAGGAACUGCAGUUUUUAGCAUUCGUUCUUAGAAGCUUGUUUACACCCUGGUACAAAAACUGUUUUGUUUUUCUCUGUAUUAAUAGUAGUAUUAUGAGGAGUUUCUGAAUUGAUAAGUGGGUUUUUACACCUCAACCUAAAAAGGCUGAUGGGGUAAGAACCCUGUCAGGGUGAAUCUUGGCAACCUUGACCUCAAGGUCAGAGGUCAAGUUUUUCUGAAAAUCUUGUGAAUGCGAUAACUCGAGAACGAUGUCACCUAGGAUGUUCAAAUUGAUACCAUAGAUGAAUCUACUAAAAAUCUAGAUGACUGAGUUCUUACCAUAAUAACGCAAAUCACAGAAAGUGACAGUGGUUUCCCAGUGGUUUACAUUAUAAUUUUAGCAUUUCUUAUUUCUGGUUCUUACUUAGCUAUUUGCAACUGACUGAGGCUCUCAUGCAUCACAUUAAGCUCUACUGAGUCCUGUAAUUAUGUGGGAUUCGUGCCACCUGAAGAUAAUGCUGCCAGGAGGCCGAAGUGGAGCACUGGUGGCUGACAAUUUUUUUUUUUUGUAUUUUCUAAAGGCUUGAAAGGAGCACGGCCGCUUUGAUUGACAUGUGUGCCAACACGGGCAGCUGUAGCAGAUAGCCCUGCUCGCCUCACCACUAAUUCGAGCCACUGAACUCAACUUUACCAUGUUUAUGGUGUUCUUGUGGAAGGAAGUCUGUUACAUUACUUUGCACUAAUUAGCAAAUAUGUGCAAUGCAGACAGUUUAUGAGUACAGCUUCUUAAUCAAGUUUGUUAGUAUUGGCUGAUAACUCAGCAAUCCAUCAUCCUCACGGUCACAGCUGGUUUCAACAAACAAAAUGGUGGCACGAUGGCUCACCAGUGGGUGACGCCACAGAGGCUACCUCUAUGAUGUCACCCAGGAUGGAGGAGAGAAUACCAUAGUCAUAGUUUUGGGGCUAUAAUACAGAUACUUCAUUCUGGGCUUAAGGCCAAUGAAAACCAGAGGUUACAUUUUUUUUUUUUACAUUUUUUUUAAAGUGGACUAUUUAAUAUUGUCACAAAGAAUCUGUCAUUUGUCCCUGAGCUGUCCCCUAGUGACUGUUGUUUUUAUUACACACACAGUAGACGUUCAUGAACAGAAUUGUUUGCAUAGCUGAUGUGUGCUUUUAGAAAAGCACACAUCAGUGAUAGGAAACGUGCUUAUCAAAACAGCCAAACAGAAAGGUUAGCGUGCUAACAGACUCCAUUAUAACGUGGACAUGUCCAUGUUGACUCGAGUAGGUGUUCCGGUAGGCUGUGUACAUAUUUGAACAUGCCUGUGUGAAACUGCCCUGAAGAGCUCAGUCUGCUUCAACAUGUUGUCCAUCACCUCUUUGCAUUCUCAAAACCGUGAGGAUAAUGGAGCUCAGUCCUUCUCGUUUAAAGUGUGAACAGUGACAGACAGAGGAAUUCAGGCCUGAUAUCACUGUGCAAAAUUGAUGGGAUUUUUCUCAAGUGUUAUUUGCUAGAAGGCACAAAAGAAAUUCUCAGAUUCUGCUGACAGAGGAGGGGAGAAAAGCACUUUGAAGCAGACUGAGGACUUCUGAAGUAAUCAAAAAUGCUGCAUUAUCAUUUGCAGGAUGUUGCUGUGUCACUGGUGUUUGCGUGGCUGCAGUUUUGAGUAGUUUGAGUUUCACCUUAUUUAUCUGGAAUGAGUCAGUCUCAUAAAUCCAACUGCUGGAUCGCCAGAAGCCUUAAUUUUAAUAUGAAACAUAUGAAGCUGCUCGCUGUAAAUUCACUGCUGAGAUUUAACACUUUGUUGCCUUGUUCAGGAAAACAACUUCCUGCCAGUUACCUGGGGAAAUUACUCAGGUAACACGAUGAGGAAUGCUUUAAUUUGCCAUAAAAUGACAGCGCUGCAGCCCUUCUGGAUUGUUGUAAAUAGGUUUAUUUCCUCACAUUUAACAGAGGAGUUUGUUGUUACUUCAAAUCCAAAGUUGUGCUCAUCAGACUUAAAAUAGAGAUUUUAUUUCCAUUGCGGAUGCAGAUAAAAAUCAACCAAGUCAGCUGCUCGCAAUUCCGUUAUAAACGUCUGUAUGUGAGCUGUACAUUUGGUACAAAGUGACAACUGGUGACCAAACGACAUGUACGUACGAAGCACCUUUUAGCUUUAAUUGAUCCUGACAUGUAAGUUUGAUUUAACAACUUGCUGAUCAUCAGUUCAUUUAGAGAUGCCAAACAAACAAGAGCAGUGAGACAACAGGGAAAGAUCAGGAACCCACCACUGUCACUCUGAAUGAAAUAAAAUAAAUAUUAAACACAA